Molecule: messenger RNA, 871 nt
Organism: Phoenix dactylifera (date palm)
Lineage: Eukaryota; Viridiplantae; Streptophyta; Magnoliopsida; Arecales; Arecaceae
Product: DNA repair RAD52-like protein 2, chloroplastic
Biological process (GO): double-strand break repair via homologous recombination
Molecular function (GO): DNA binding
Source: RefSeq, a predicted model, not a curated record
GGACCAGGCCAGUAGUCACUCCUCCCAAGUCUCGAAGUCCCGAGUCUCAACCCCCCGUCCCCUCUCUCUCUUUCCAUUCCCAGCUGGCGUUCAUGGAAGCCACCAUCGGCGGCGCCGCCUUCUUCCUGACCAGCAGGUCGGCCUUCCCUCCGGCCACCGGCGCCACCGAGGAGGUGCGAACGCUGUGCGUGGCCGGGAGGCGGCGAGGGGGGAGGGUCAGCUUGGCCCGGAGGGGAGCGGUGAUGGUGGCGGCGGCGCUGGAGAAGGGCGCCGGAAACGGGGGAAAGAAGGCUGGCGGUGCGGUGCCCAACUCCAACUACGUCGUGCCUCUCGAUAAGGCGUCCUGCCUCACCCGCCCGCUUGCCGAGAUCCUCCGGGACCUCAACAAGCGAGUCCCCGACAAGAUCAUCAACACCGCCGACAACUCCAUCCCUUGGUAUCAUACUAACAGAAUGCUGAGCUUUUAUGCCCCAGGCUGGUGUGGAGAAGUACGUAAUAUUACAUUCUCCAACAAUGGAAGUGUGACGGUGGUAUAUCGAGUUACAAUUCGAGGAUCAGAUGGGGAGGCACACCGUGAGUCCACUGGAACAGUGUCUCUAAAUGAUGGACGGUUUGAAGACCCCGUUGCUGCAGCAGAAGAAAUAUCUUUUUGCAAAGCCUGUGCUCGGUUUGGUUUUGGAUUGUACCUCUAUCAUGAAGAGGAGAUUCUGUAGAGAGGAUUAUCUCUCCAUCUCUCAAGUAUUCUAUGACUUUGUCGUCACUUAUAUGAGUUAGAACUGUUUUUAAAAUGUUAAAUCUAUCGAAAUUUUACUCGUGCAUAAGACAUGCAUAUUCCUUAGUGUAAAUAUCAGACACCUGGUGUUGCUGUGCA